AUGUCUUCAGCUUUUCGACAAUCGUUGUCUCAGAACCAUAGCUCAUUUUAUCUGGCCGCCUCCAAUGUCCGCACUCUGAAGCAAGCAGGACAACAGGCUGCUCUUGCACUCACACCGGAAUCGCUUGGCCUUGAUAUGUGCUGUGUUUCAGAAACGAGAAUUCAAGAUGCAAGCACAGCGAUUGAGUUGACCGCCCUUUCAGUCUCAACUCGCUUCCGGUUACGCACCUCUGGUGAUCCGGUGGCUGCUGCGGUGGGAUGUGCAGGGGUUGGUAUGGUGCUAAGUCACCGGGCGGAGCAAUCCUUGCUUGAUUGGAUUCCUGUUGAUAGUCGCCUCUGUGCGGUUCGUCUGACAAUGUCUGUGAAAGAGUCUCAGAAGCGGCAGGUUGAUGUAUGUCAAUUUAUUGUGUCUGCCUAUGCCCCAACUGACUGUAGCUCCGACGCCGUCAAAGACAGGUUUUACAAAACCUUGAAUGCCCUAUUGCGGCAAGCUAAAAGUUCAGACAUUGUGGUGGUUGCCGGAGAUAUGAAUGCUCAAGUGGGCAAGCUUAGUGCACCCGAGAUUCAAUUAGAGGGUCGACAUGGACUGGACUCGCUCUGUGUUGAUCGCAGGCUGUUUUUAUGCAGUACGAGCUUCCGAAAUAGCCGAAGUCGUCUGGCAACUUGGUGUCCUUCAACGACAGGCCAGGCACAAACUCAAAUCGACCACAGUGCCAUCAAUUACCGAUGGCGCGGAUCCAUAACUGACUGCCGGUCGUUUGGGGAAAUCUUUGUGGACUCUGACGACGCGCUCGUCCGGAGUGGACUCUCUCUACGUUUCUUGGGGCCGCGUAAGGUGCGGACAAACCGCAUGGCAACUGAAAGACUGACAGAUCCGGAUGUCAGACAAACUUACAAGGAUCGUCUUCUAGAUAAUAUCCCAACCGGUCCCGAAAAUAACCCGGUGCGAAGAGCUAUUAGACGUCAAGUGAAAUUGAUCUGUGCGGCCGGUCCCGGGCAACCACCUGUGAGUCAAAUCAUCAAAAAUCGGAAUGGAACGACCACUUCGAACAAAGAAGAACGCCUCGACCGAACCCUGGACGGUGGAAGUGGAACCACCUACGGCUCGGAGGCGACUGCAUACUGGACGGUGGAAGUGGAACCACCUACGGCUCGGAGGUUUUCGACUGCAUAUGUCCUCUCACGCGCCACCGAGCUCCCGGUUCGGAUGACCUUCCACCCGCACUUUUCAAAGACGGCGGUGAAGUCAUCAGUCAGCACUAGUUCGAUCACUUUGCUUGCAUUUGGGAAAAGGAGUCCGGAGCUAGAACAACGCCAAACGUAUAAGCGACCCACAAUUUUAAUAUUCCCGGAUUUCCGAGGUGCAUUGGACUCGGUUGAUCGGUCUGUUCUUCUUGAGACGCUUGCCCGCCAAGGAAUGCCCCAGAAGUUUGUAAACAUAAUACGUUCUUUGUAUUCACAGACUUUCGGACGCGUGAGUGUGUACGGAGAGCUCUCCAAAAGCUUCCGCCCACAAAGUGGUGUCCGUCAGACAUGCCCGCUCUCUACGUUCCUUUUUAACUUCGUGAUCGGUGAAAUACUGAGACGAACGCCGGAGGGACUCCGAAACCCCGGUGUUCGAAUAGCCAGUGAAGAAAACCUCGUCGAUCUGGAAUAUGCAGACGACAUCCUUCUCAUGUUCGAAGAGGAGAAGAAGGCGCAAGUAUUCUUGGAUGAACUGACUAAAGUCAUCCCGUCCUUUGAUAUACACUUUGCACCCACAAAGUUGUUGUAA
Opisthorchis viverrini is the source of this 1773-nucleotide messenger RNA. RefSeq lists its product as hypothetical. The coding region runs from base 1 to 1773 and encodes 590 amino acids. Lineage: Eukaryota; Metazoa; Platyhelminthes; Trematoda; Opisthorchiida; Opisthorchiidae. The transcript has 6 exons. The record is from RefSeq and is a predicted model, not a curated record.